AUGUGGCUCCUGCUGGCCGUUGUGCUGUGCCUUGUGGCACAAGCCGCAAACACCAGCAACAUUGCAGCAGCGUUCAGCUUGCCGGGAGAUUACGUGAUCGGUGGCUUGUUCCCGAUCCAUUAUGCCCAGCCUAACGGUGUGAACCAAUCCGAGCCCAUCACUCCAGACUGUCAGAGGUUCCCGUUUUACAUGAACAUGUAUGUGAAUAGUCAGGCCAUGCGCUUCGCUGUGGAGGAGAUCAACAGUGACCGCCGGCUUCUGCCGGGGGUGCGGCUGGGCUACAACAUUGCUGACACCUGCUUCCAGUCCGUGGACGUGCAGACCACACUCCACUUCCUGUCCGCCCGCCACCUGCCAUCUCCCGGCAUCCCGACCCCAGCUACCAACACUGAUUACCAGCCUGGAGUGCCCAUCUCUUCUAACUACACCAGCUACCAGCCCAAUGUGAUCGCCAUCAUCGGCCCCGCCUCUACCACCAUCACCGUCACCAUCGCACGCUUCCUUGGCUACUUCCUUGUUCCUCUGAUCAGCUACGCAGCCUCCGGAGAGGUGCUGGGAAACAGGAUCCGCUUCCCCUCGUUUUUCCGAACCAUCCCGAACGACAUCAAGCAGGCGGAAGCCAUGGCGCUCCUGAUCCAGGAAUUUGGCUGGAAUUGGAUUGCGGCUGUGGGGAGCGACAAUGAGUACGGCCGGCAAGGGAUCAACAAGGUGGUGGAGCUGGUGACGGGCGCAGGCACGUGUGUGGCGUAUCAGGCUAUCAUCCCCUCUUCCCGCCCUGAGCUGGUGCACAUGCUCAAUGAGAUCUCCGCCAGCGUCAAUGUCACCGUGCUCUUCUCUAGUCGGCUGGCUACCGAGCGGCUGUUCCGGGUCCUCACUGAGCUCAACGUGACAGGGAAGGUGUGGAUCAUCAGCGAGACGGUAGCUCUGUCCGAGGACAUCGCCCGUAUCCCGGGCGUGGCGGCCGUCGGCACCGUCCUCGGCAUCGCCAUCAAGGAGGGCCACAUGGAGGGUUUCCGGGAAUUCCUGGCCAAAGGCGCUGCCUCCGAGCCCAGGGGAAGCUGUGAUCAGGAAUGCCGGCGGCUCCUGGCUCCGGCUGGACGGAGCGCCGAGUCACCAGAAUACCAUGUGGACACGCGUGUCUCGUACAACGUGUACGUGGCUGUAUACGCCAUGGCUCACGCUUUACAUCAGCUGCUCCAGUGCGAGCAGGACCGGUGCUACCAUCCACGCGCCGUCUACCCCUGGCAGUUGCUCAGCAGUUUGAAGAAGGUCAGAUUCCUGCUGUCCAAUGAGACGUUUUACUUUGACGAGACGGGCGACGGGCCGAGUGGCUUUGACAUUGUGACGUGGCAGAGCCAGGGCCAUGGCAUCCACUUCCAGACCAUAGGCUCCUACCUGCCGCUGACCCAUCAGCUGGACAUCGACCGAUCCUUGAUCCACUGGCCUCACAACUCCACCUACGUGCCCGUGUCUCAUUGCUCAGAGUCGUGUGGGCCGGGGCAGAGGAGGAUUCCUCGCGGAUUUCACAGCUGCUGCUUUGACUGUGAAGAUUGUCCAGCAGGAACAUUCCGGAACCAGAGCGAUCCCUAUGAGUGUGCGGCCUGCCCGUGGUGGCAGUGGUCUCCGGCGCAGAGCGAGCGGUGCCUGGAUCGAGCUGUCCAGUACCUAUCCUGGCAAAACCCACUAACUGUCCUCCUGCUGCUGGCAGCAAACAGCGGCCUGGCGCUCACUGUGACCAUCAGCGUGGUCUUCGCCUGGCAACUGGACAGCCCCGUGGUCAAGUCAGCCGGAGGCAGGAUGUGCUUCGCUAUGCUGGCCUCCAUGCUCUGCGGCUUCUCCUGCGUCUACCUGUUUAUCGGCAAGCCCAGCACCACACUGUGCCGCGUCCAACACCCCAUUUUUGCCAUCAGCUUCUCCCUCUGCCUGUCCUGCAUCCUCGUCCGCUCCUUCCAAAUAGUUUCCAUAUUCAAAAUGGCGUCCAGCUUGCCUCGGGCCUACAAGUUUUGGCUGCGCUACAGCGGUCCCGGCCUGUUCGUGGUGCUCAGCACUGCCCUGCAGCUCACCAUGUGUGUGGCCUGGCUGGUCGCCGAGCCCCCCAGCCCCAGGACACUGCUCACAGGCAGCAUAAUCGCGCUGGACUGCAGCACGGGCAAUGUGGCCGGCCUGGCUCUCAGCUUCCUCUACAUUGUCCUCCUGACUGGAGCCUGCUUCCUGUUGGCCUACAUCGGCCGGGACCUGCCUGAGAACUACAAUGAGGCCAAAUUCAUUGCCUUCAGCAUGACUUUGUGCUUCGUCUAUUACAUCCUAUACAUGGCUUCCUUGGUCACCCCCACACAGCAGGUCUACACCUCGUCUAUACGCACCUUCCUCACCAUUAACAGUGCCGCUAGCGUGGCCUUGGGCUACUUCCUGCCCAAAUGCUACAUUAUCCUGUUCCAGCCCCAGCUCAACACUGCUGCCCACUUCCAGUCCUGCCUUCAGGACUACACCAAGAAACAAAGCGAGGGUCAGUGA
Callorhinchus milii (elephant shark) is the source of this 2514-nucleotide messenger RNA. RefSeq names its product taste receptor type 1 member 1. NCBI's taxonomy places the organism in Eukaryota, Metazoa, Chordata, Chondrichthyes, Chimaeriformes, Callorhinchidae. Gene Ontology annotation, molecular function: G protein-coupled receptor activity. The record is from RefSeq and is a predicted model, not a curated record. The coding region runs from base 1 to 2514 and encodes 837 amino acids. The transcript has 6 exons. Gene Ontology annotation, biological process: G protein-coupled receptor signaling pathway. Gene Ontology annotation, cellular component: membrane.